AAAAAUUUGCCUUUAAAAAAUGCAUCCACUAAAAACUAAGUGAAAAGAUAGAGAAAGAGUGUACUUUCUGCCACUGUGUAAGAGAGAGUGUUUCUUAUUCUCUCCAUAAUAAGCAGCAGCAGCAGCCAAAUUGAAUUGGGUGAAACAACAAAGUUAUGCCAAAUUUGUCUCCACUUAAGAAGGUCAGUGGUUCUCAAAUCUCUUUUCAUCAACUCCUCUUUCAUCAUCUUUGCUCCUCCUCCUCCUCUCCUCUUCACCUUGGUUCUCACAGAAUACAGACCGGCCCACAAAGAAAUUAUUGGGGUUUCUCUUCUCCAUUUUUGCAACACCAUCUCCAUCAUUUUACAAGCUUCGGAGGAGAUUCCAGUUGCUUCUAUUCUGACAAGGUUGUUGCGAAGCCCUCGAAUUCUCUACAAGACCUUCUCAAGCUCUUCAAUUGCUCACCUGAAACAAUCCGCAGGUUCUGGCGGCAGGCCUCGAGGCUGGAACCUGAUGAUGUCCUUAACCUCCUCUUACUUCUGCAAUCCCAGAAAACAAUCCCAUAUGCAGCCACUCUGUCGUGGAAGCUGUUCAAUUGGGCCUCAAGCCAAUUUCAUUUCUGUCAUCUUCCUCAAUCAUAUAUGAUUUUGUUAUCUAUGCUUGUCGAAGCGGGGUUUAUGAAAGAAGCAGAAUCCAUACUUCAGUCCAUGGAAGAUAUCGGGGUCCUGCCGAAUGUGGGAGCUUUCGAUAUGUUCAUAGAAGGGUACGUUAAGUCUGGAAAUUUGGAGAGUGCCAUGAUGAUGUAUGAUAGAGCCAGAGGUCGAGGUUUGAUCAUCUCUUCAGCCUGUGGUAGGGGUCUUCUCCAUUUUUUGAUCAAAAGGAACCAAACCCAAUUGGCAUUUGAUGUUUAUUUGGAUAUGAUGAAAGCUAGUAUGGAUACAGAUGUUCAUGCGUUGGAGAUGCUUGUUGCAUUGCUAUGCAAGGACAAAAGGGUUGGAGAAGCUCGAAAUCUUCUUGAGCGAGCAUCUCAUUUGGGUCUCAAGUGGAGCCAAAUGGUUAUAAACAGGAUUGCUAAUGCCUAUCAUGAAGGGCAUGAUUUUCACAAGCUUUUGUGUUUCUUGAAUGAAUUGGAAUGUGCACCAGAUGCUCUUGUUUGUAACAAGAUCAUAACUUUUAUUUGCAGAGAAGGGGGCACGAGAGAAGCCUGGUUAUUGGUGAAUAGGUUGGAGGAUAUAGGUUUUAAGCCCGAUGAAGUAACCUUUGAAAUCCUUAUAAUUUGUGGCUGUAGAGAAGGCAAUCUUAGAGGUGCACUCAUGUUUUUGUCUGAGCUUUUCUCUAGAGGAUUGAAACCUGAUUUCUACACUUACAAUGCUAUCAUAGCUGGGGUGUUUAAAGAGAGAAUGGGGCAUCAUGCCAAAGAAGUCCUUUACGAUAUGAUCGAACGAGGGAUUACCCCUAAUUUAUCUACUUUUAGGAUUUUGUUGGCUGGCUAUUGUAAAGAGGCCAAGUUUGAAGAAGCCAAGGAAAUUGUGAGGGAGAUGGUCACCCAUGGUUGUAUUUCACCACCCUUGGUUUCUGAGGAUCCUUUAGUGAGGGCCUUUGCCAUCUUGGGUCUUGAUCCUUUGAAUGUCAAAAUUAAGAGGGACAACACUUUAGGGCUUCUCAAAACCGAAUUCUUUGAUACUUUGGGUAAUGGACUGUACUUGGACACAAACAUUCAAGAGUAUGAGAGUACUCUAAUGGGUAUCUUGGAUGAAGCAAUGAUGUUUCCCAACUUCUCUCUUUCCAUAGUGAGAGAAUGUAGUGUAGGUCAUCUUGAAGCUGCUUUGAAACUGAAGGAUGCAAUGGUUCAAAUGGGUUUGAGUCCCUCUGCAAUUGCCUGGUCUGAAAUAGUUAAGGGCCUCUGUGCUGGAGGUUAUGUGGAGAAAGCUCUUGAUGUCAUAGAGGAAACACCCGAACUUGGUAAACUAUUGGACCAAGAAGCAAUGAUUGUCCUGAUCCAAACUUUUUUUGAGAGAAAAAUGUCAUCAAGGAUCAGGCCAUUUUUGAAUGAUGUUAUGCAGAGAGAGCUUCCCAUAAUGAAUGAUUUAUAUACAACUUUACUUAUAGGUUUAUGUGAGGAAGGGAGCAUAAAAGAACUUGAUGAGUAUUGGGCCAUUGCUAGAAGGAAAGGGUGGUUACCCGGCUUAAACAAUUGUAAGACACUUGCGGCCUGUCUAUGCAGAGAAGGAAUGCUCGGGAAAGUGAUGGAACUUGUUGAAAUAAUGAUAUCGAAUGGCAAUCACUCAAGCUCUAAGAUGUGCAACCUCAUUCUUGAAGAACUUUGCUGCAAUGGUUUCGCACAAGUUGGGUAUGAUUUGGUGCAUCAAGUUCAUAGAAGUAGUCUGACUUUGGAUCAUGAAGCCUAUAAACAUCUCUUAAUGGGGUUUUGUAAAGAAAAGAAGUUUUCUGAAGCCAUAUACAUUCUUGACAUAUUGUUGGAGAAGAAAAUAGCCUUAUGUUUUGAUGCAUACAAAGUAGUGGUACCUUGUUUGUUUAGGUGGAACAAACUGGAGGAAGCUCUAAAGAUACAUGAAAUAUCCAUCAAUAAACAGCUUGGGGCAACUGUGGAAGUCUAUAACAUUCUUGUUAUCGGGUUAUGUGAGGCCGGGAAGGUCUGUGAGGCAACAAAGCAAUUGCAAGGUUUGUUGUCUAAGGGCUUCUUUCCAGAUAAAGAUACACUCGAUGCCAUUCUUCAAGGCUAUUGUAAAGAAGCCAACAUAACCAGCGCAAUGUUGCUUCUAUGUAUCAUGUUAAAGAAGAAUUUAUGCCCUUCUAUCUCAAGUUAUAGGCAAUUAGUACGUCAACUAUGUACAAAAAGCAUGUUAUGUCAUGCUUUGAGGCUGGAAGAGCUCAUAAUGUUCAGUGAAACAGAGAAUCAUCUGAGUGUUCAUUGCAAUAUUCUACUCUUCCAUCUAUCUCACAUGGUAGACAGCUUGCUACUAUCAGGAGUUGUAAACAAAAUGAGGAGUAAUGGCUUCGUGGUUGAUCAGUUUACGUGCAAUCUGCUGAUUGCUAGCCAUUGUAAAUGCAAGAAUAUCUCUAAAUCAUUGCAAAUAUUAAAGCUCAUGCUUCAAAAUAAUCUUCAACCAAGCAUACGUAGCUUCAACAUUGUUAUUAGUUGUCUUUGUAGGCAAGGUUCCCUUGGUGAAGGACUGGAAUUGAGCAGCAUAAUGGAAUCGAAAGGUUGGGUGUUUGGUUCCAUGGUCCAAAGUUCUUUGGUUGAGGGCCUUCUCUUGGCUGGUAGAAUUGAGGAAGCUGAAGCUUUUCUAAGUCGGAUUGAACAGAAAGGUUUAGUUUCUUGUAAUGUUGGCUAUGACUUCCUGAUCAAGAGAUUGUGCAAUUAUGAUAGGGUGAAUAAAGCUAUCAAUCUUCUCAAUGUAAUGCUUAAGAAAGGGAGCAUUCCAAGUGAUACCAGUUACAAUUCAAUCAUCCAUGCAUUGUGUGUCCGAAAAGAAUUCGAUGAAGCUCUUGACUUCCAUGCGGAAAUGCUUCAUAAGAAUCUUGAACCCAGCAUGGAGGCAUGUGAGGCAUUGAUUUUUGGUCUUUGUGGUGAUGGAAGAACAGAGGAAGCAAAAAGGCAAUUGGAUGAUAUGUUGCGAAGAGGUCAGAUCCCUACAAGUAUCAUGUACCAAACUGUGGUUGAUACGUAUUACCAAGCAAACAAUGUUAAGGGAGCAUCACAAGUACUGAGAGAUAUGCAACAUUGUGGUUAUGUGCCUGAUUUCAAAACUCAUUGGUCUCUCAUAAGCAAUUUAAGCAACGAUGACAAGGAAAGUAAUAAUAAGGGCUUCUUAUCUCGACUUCUUUCACAAAGUGGUUUCCUUUCAAAGGACUCUUCUUUGGGGCGUGGAUGAGCUCUUGAGGUCAUAUGUAGUUUUCAAAUGAUGAGCCUCCUCAAUUCUAUGCAUCUGUUUUCUGCGUUCUUCAUAUUAAAACCUUGGGACAUUUCCUGCACAUAAUAUUGACUUCCUAAUGCAUGGGCAAUGACAUAUAACAUAGGAGCGCUUGCUUUACGGGGAUGUGGCCAAUGGAGUAUGUGAAGCAUAGCCUCCAUGGUGUUCCAUUUUCGAAUAAAUAUCUCGGUACUCAGGUAAGAAGAUUCUCCACAAGCAAUGUCUCGUAUGGAGUCCUUGAUUGCUGGACAGUUCAGGAGAAACAUAUAUAUCCUUUCUCUUCGAACCACCUUGGAAUGAGAUAGCCAGGGCAUACUUC
This is a messenger RNA of Amborella trichopoda, 4233 nucleotides long. NCBI's taxonomy places the organism in Eukaryota, Viridiplantae, Streptophyta, Magnoliopsida, Amborellales, Amborellaceae. The record is from RefSeq and is a predicted model, not a curated record.